AUGUUUCUCCUGUUAACGUUCGAGUGUUUUACAUUAUUUCUGGACACAGUUCAAACUCUAGUAAAAUAUUUGAUUCAUCUAGGGGAUCUAUAUAGACAGGGAGUUUGGGAAUCAAAAGGUCUUUUUUUGUAUUACACGGAAUUUGUUACCGAUUCUUUAAUACUUGUCGCUACUUUGGGUCACUAUUUGCACAUUAUGAUUCUUCAUGGCGUUUCAUUUACUUUGAUUGAUGCCGUGUUGUUUCUGAAUAUGCGUAGCGUGUUCAAUAAUCUUAGGAGAAAAAUUUCUGCGUACUAUAAUUACAGACAAGCCAUCACUAAUAUGCAAACUCAAUAUCCGGAUGCGACAGAAUCAGAACUGGAAGAGUAUAAUGACGAUUGUGCGAUAUGCAGAGAUUCAAUGUCUUGUGCCAAGAAACUGCCAUGCGGACACAUGUUUCAUUUGUAUUCAAGUUCUGAUCCUUUAGAUGAUGAUUCUUCUCCAAGUCAACCAAUAGUCAGCACUUCUAUAAAAGAGAACUUAAGAAGCGGGUGA
This is a messenger RNA of Ambispora leptoticha, 534 nucleotides long. The record is from the annotation of a GenBank genome assembly. NCBI's taxonomy places the organism in Eukaryota, Fungi, Glomeromycota, Glomeromycetes, Archaeosporales, Ambisporaceae.